GCAGCUAAGAAACUUUUACUUUACUAUACUCAUUUUCUUGAGCUUACUGAACUUCAUUCCUCUUUAGAUUCUUAUUCUGUUUGUGAACGACACUAUAAUCAAAUUAUUGUUACUAACAAUUUAUAUAAUAUUCUUGAAGGUUUAGCUGAAGAAAGUAAAAGGACCCAGCUUGAUGCUAAUCAAGAUAAUCUAACCGAUAGCUAUACCGUUCUAACAGCUAAGUUUGGCAAGGCUAUGAAACAUUUAGAGUUCAUUCAAACAGAAGUUCAGCAGAAAUCGCAAUUAAUAACAGACCUCGAAAAUCGAAUUGGACGAAUGCAGUUAUAUAUAGAAGAGCAAAAAAAUGAGAUAGAAACAUUAAAAAGCAAAUUACAAAGAGCUCAUGACAGUAUAAUUGAAGUUCGAAACUUAUAUGAUGAAAAAAGUAAGCACAAUGAGGCUCUUAUUAAACAAUGGAACUUGAGAUUUUCUACUCAACAAAAACACAUCGAUGCAGUUAUUGAAAUAGCAAAAACAGGUAAGCUUAGUAGACGUAACCAGGUUAUUGUCAAAUUUAUUGAGACUCUCGUUCAGAAUCAAGACAGUGAUAUUUUGAGCCAAAAAAAGCUUUUCAAAACCGCUACUACUAUUGAUCUAAUAUGUAGAGCAUGUCACGGAAAAUAUGUAUCAGAAAUUCAGCUUGCUUUAUCGGCAAUUAAGUAUUUAAUUGCGAGAUCACGAAUAAUUAUUAACAUCGAUAAUCAUAUUACGAAUUCAGGAAGUGAAUAUCAGUUCCAGAAGUGGAUAGAAGAAUUAUCGCAACAUGAAGAACCACUACCUGAAGGCCUAUUAUUUCUAGCGUUUGAUAACGAGCAGAGGGGACAGAGAAAUUACCUUGACCAGGGAUUCAAUACGGUUGUAUACCACGUCAUUACCAGCUUAGUCAGUUUUAAUAUAGUGCUACAGAACAAAAUUCAACACAUUAAUUUGCCUUGGACAUGUGGUAGAUUACAAUAUGAAGAACUUUUUGAUGUCAAUCCUCAAAUAACACGGUUGCCAACAUUAGCUGAAAUGCAAAAAGAGAAAAUAAUUGAAGAUAAAAUAACUGAUAAAUUAGCAUAUCCACUUGUUUUUAGACCGUAUAGGGCUAGCAACGAGCCAAGUGUUACAUAUGUUUCCAAGAUCAGUCUUACCCAGCAAACUGCUGAUCCAAGAGUUAACGUCCCCAAGAUUUAUGUUCCCGAUCUGAUUAAUAUUAACCCCAAUUCAAUUGCAAAUGUUGAAAAAGUCCUUUUACACAUAGAAGUAAUAUCAGUUUCCCUGGUUGAUUCUUAUCCCAGGGCAACUACACGAAGAAAUGAACAUGCUUCGAGCGUUCGUGGAGUUAAAUUGAGUCAUUCGAACUUGUCAGUUGAAGGAUAUCUUGCUUGGGUUAAAGAACAGAAAGAUUCACUUUAUCAGAUCAAAUAUGAACAGACAUUCGUUUAUCUUCAAGUCAUAAUCAAUUAUCGGAAAGCUAUAAGGACUAACAAUCCUCUUUUAAAGAAAGCAGCCAGAAAAUUUUUUUCGCCUAUUUGGUCAGCAAGGUGUCAUCCUAUCUACCGCUUAAUAGAAGCUACUGACAAAGUUCAGUUAAUGCAACUUCGCCUAGAAAUUCAGGAGGUAAACAAGACUUUAAAAACUUUAAUACCUCCUGUUCUGCAACAUUAUCACUGGACAAUUGCUGCACGCAAUUGCAAAAAGUUCAUCGAGCUUCAAAGUAAUUUAUUCAAAGUAAUCAGAUAUAACGAUCGUCAGACGUUUGGGCCAAGAACUCGACCAGAAUUAACAUUGGAAUGCCGACGAUUUAGGAUUCAGCUGCGAAGCCUUGAUUUUGUAAAUCAAGGCCUAGAAGAAUAUGAUUUGAAUGAGCAUUUAAAAAAUUUUAUAUCGUUAGCAAAAAAGGCACGACAGGAUUUUAUUACUGAAGUAUUUAUUAAUGGAAAUAAUUCUCCUUCAUUUAGGCCAAUACUGAUCACGAAUCAAGAAGCGAAAAUGGUAGAAAGUGAAAAAAAUAUGACCAAAGCCGAAAUUUUACUAAAGGUAGAAAUCUUUCUUGAACAGCUUGAUGAAACCUUUCAGAAGAGAUAUUCAGGCUUAAAGUCAAAAAAAAAAGGUGAAUUAUUGGAUAUAUUACAGGAAGUAAGGCGUUCAUUUAUUGUUAAUGAAGUUAAUAAUCAGAAUGAUUUAGAAAUUCAGGAAUAUAAUACUUUGUAA
This is a messenger RNA of Scutellospora calospora, 2235 nucleotides long. The record is from the annotation of a GenBank genome assembly. NCBI's taxonomy places the organism in Eukaryota, Fungi, Glomeromycota, Glomeromycetes, Diversisporales, Gigasporaceae.